CCACACCGGUCAUCAAAUCCCAUCGGCGAGGUUCUGGAAGGCGAAGACGUCGCCGCUCCGCUCAUAGAAGCUGCUUCGGCAGGAGACCUCCCGAAGCUUCGGACCAUGCUUGAGGAUCCGUCCUGGGCGGAGAUUGCGCUCCGGCGUCAGCAGUAUGUCGACACGGAGAACCGCCCAGCAGAGAACAGGGAGGAUGUGCGAGCUGUCGCAACGAAGGAGGAUCGGGGCAAUCAGAAAGCUCUUGUGGCAGCCGCUAAGAACGGCCACGCGGAAGUUGUGGAAUUCCUGCUCAACUUCACAACUCCCCAUGCGGCCGAAUCGAAGGCCUUCGUCUCCAGACCAGCCAUCAUCGCCGCAAUCAAUAACGACCACACUGACGCUUUCGUCGCAAUGGCGAAAAUCGAUCGAAACAUCUUAUUUGGCCAUCUCGACCACAAGCAUCUCCCCAUCGACCUCGCGAUCAUGCGCAAGAACCUUGACAUGGUCACGCGGGUUCUCGAAUUGAUGAAAUGCCAUCCCCAACAGAACGAUGGCUACUGGAAGGGUCGUCUCCGACACGCCGCCCGUUGCGGUUCCGUGCCGAUCCUAAAACUCCUCCUCGACAACGGAUACACCAUCCCCGGGACGGGUGCGCUUCACGGGGCGGCCGAGCGCAACGCCGUCGACCGAGUGCGCUUCCUGGUCGAGCAAGGCGCUGAUGUAGACGAGAUGUGCCCUGCAGAGAAACACUGGUUGGACAAAUCUUGGCAUGACUCGGCCCUGUGGGCCAGUUGGGUGCCGAUGCACUUUGCCGCUCACGCUGGGAAUGAAGCGGCGGUGGGAUGUUUGGAGAGUUUGGGCGCGAAGACCGAUGUCAAGGAUGUCAACGGGAAGACUCCGAGCAUGUUGUUGGAGGAGUGGAAG
Molecule: messenger RNA, 903 nt
Organism: Dissoconium aciculare CBS 342.82
Lineage: Eukaryota; Fungi; Ascomycota; Dothideomycetes; Mycosphaerellales; Dissoconiaceae
Product: ankyrin
Exons: 1
Cellular component (GO): cytoplasm; nucleus
Molecular function (GO): protein binding
Source: RefSeq, a predicted model, not a curated record